Molecule: messenger RNA, 2157 nt
Organism: Spinacia oleracea (spinach)
Lineage: Eukaryota; Viridiplantae; Streptophyta; Magnoliopsida; Caryophyllales; Amaranthaceae
Exons: 2
Coding region: 1-2157 (718 amino acids)
Biological process (GO): telomere maintenance; DNA repair
Molecular function (GO): DNA helicase activity
Source: RefSeq, a predicted model, not a curated record
AUGACAUGCAACCCAUCAUGGAGAGAGAUUGUGGAAGAGUUAUUGCCUGGUCAAACAUCACAAGAUCGCCCUGAUUUAAUCACUAGGAUAUUUCAUGCAAAAUUUGAGGAGUUCAAAAGUGAUGUUGUCGAUAAAAGUGCCCUUGGAAAGGUUGUGGCAUAUGUGUAUGUCAUUGAGUUUCAGAAAAGAGGUUUACCACAUGUCCACAUGUUACUGAUAUUGGAUGAAAAUGACAAACCAAGAUCACCUGAAGAAUAUGACAAAAUCGUGAGAGCUGAGAUACCUGAUAGAGAUGAGGAGCCACAACUAUAUGAUGCUGUUCUUAAACAUAUGAUCCAUAACCCCUGUGGCGCUGGACACCGAAAUUCAUCUUGCAUGGAGAAUGGAGUUUGUAAAAGAAAAUUUCCUAAACCAUUUUCGGCAAGCACUAUCCAAGGUGAUAACUCCUACCCUAUUUAUCGUCGUCGUGGUGAUCUCCCUGCGGUACCUUUGCAUGAGAAUAGCACAACAUAUGUUGAUAAUAGUUGGGUUGUUCCGUAUAAUCCAUGGCUGCUACUAAAGUAUGAUUGUCAUAUCAACGUAGAGAUUUGUAGUAGCAUCAAGUGUGUCAAAUAUUUGUACAAGUAUGUGCACAAGGGUGUCGAUCGUAUUUCUAUGGAAGUUCGAACAAGAACAGAUACCAACGAGAUUCAACAAUUUAUAGAUGCUAGAUGGGUUUGUGCACCUGAGGCAUUAUGGAGAAUUUACCAAUUUACACUUACCCGAAUGUGCCCAUCCAUGGAACGAUUACAACUCCACUUGCAAAACAAGCACCAGAUCAGGUUCAACAAAAAUCAAUAUAUUGAAGAUUUCCUUCAAAUGCCACAAAACUCGCGAACCAUGCUCACUGAAUUCUUUAAGAUGAAUCUCUCUGAUCCUGAAGCAAGAAAGUACCUUUACAUAGAAUUCCCUCAACAUUAUCGGUGGUUAACAUCUUCAAAAACAUGGAGAAAAAGGAGGAAUAAGCAGAGAGUGAUUGGAAGAAUAUAUACUGCAUCUCCAAUGGAAGGAGAAAGAUUUUUCUUGCGUUUGCUCUUAAAUCAUGUCAGAGGCCCAGAAUCAUUCCAACAUCUUCGAACUGUCAAUGGAAUUGUCUAUCCGACUUUUAGAGAAGCAGCUGAGAAACAUGGUCUAAUGGAGAACGAUGCAAGCAUUCUUGAUUGUUUACAUGAAGCAUCUAACUCUAAAAUGCCAUCAUCAUUGAGAAAAUUAUUUGUCACAUUAUUGGUCUGUUGCCAACCAACUGGAGUUCGAUCUUUAUGGGAUGAAUUCUACCCUUUCAUGGCCGAAGACCAUACUUUCUCAUCUCCAUCAAAUACAAAUUUUGUGCGUGACUCGGUUCUCUAUGAUAUAGAGCGCAUUUUGAAGCAAUUAAGUAAGUCUAUAACUGACUUUGACCUCCCUGAAAUAAGCAUGCAACUAGAUGGUAACGUAGAAUUGGCCAGAGUUAUACAUGAAGAAAUAUCUGCACCAGUGCCCCCGGAAGAUGUGCAUUGUGUAGAACAUCUUAAUGAUGAUCAACGUAAUUCGUUUAAUGCCAUAAUGGAAGCUAUUGAUGGAGAUACUGGUCAAAUUUUCUUCAUAAAUGGUCUGGGUGGGACCGGUAAGACCUUUUUAUAUCGCGCCAUACUUGCAACCAUUAAGCUUAGAAGAAAUUAUGGUCUUGCAGUAGCUAGCUCGGGUAUCGCUGCCACAUUAUUACAUAGAGGAAAAACUGCUCAUAAAACCUUUGGGAUUCCGGUGUCGUUGCAUGCUUCAUCAACAUGGAAGUUCAGCAAACAAGAUAUUGAAGCACAAUUAGUAAAACAUGCCGCUGUUAUAAUAUGGGAUGAAGCAACAAUGACACAUCGACAUGCAUAUGAGGCAGUUGAUCGUAAUAUAAGAGAUUUAAUGGGGGUUGAUAUUCCGUUUGGUGGUAAGGUCGUAGUGUUUGGUGGAGAUUUUAGACAAAUUCUCCCUGUUGUACCAAAAGGAACAAAAGCUCAAACCAUAGAUGCAUGUUUGGUAAGGUCAACACUUUGGAGGCAUGUUCAAAUACUUCGCCUCAGCCAGAAUAUGAGAUCCAGAAAUGAUGAAGAGUUUGCAGCAUUCCUUUUAAGAGUCGGUGAUGGAUCUUAG